AUGGAUGUUGCUAGUUCCAUUGUUGUUGUUCGCUAUUUUUCUGAUUUCAUCACCACUCGUGUUAGUAUUGAGACCACAUUUUAUGAGUUUAAAGACGAAGUUUGUAGGCAAUGGAAGCAAUUUACUCCACUUGGUAUUUCUUUCUUAUUCCGAGAAGGUGGGAAAGAUCUUCCGGUUGACUGUGAUUUUUCGCUUCGAACUCUUGCUUCCCUCACAAAAAAUCAGAAGAAGACCAGUUUUGAUAUAUUCUUGCAAAAUGUUACUCAUGUAGCCUCCUCAUCUAGCUCUAGGGAAGUUUCUUCUGUUUCUAAUGGUUCUAGUAUGUCUUUGAGAAACAAUCACGCAGUUGGAAUGUAUCUGGAAGAUAGGAGCAAGCCUACAAAACCGUUGUUGUCGGAUGGUUGGCCUAAGGUCCUCGGUGAGAUUGGUCAUGUGUUUGUGGAAGGGGUUAAGGAGGUCAGGAUUGCUUACACCAAGUACCGUCUUCGCACCGGUUUUAAUAUGGUUGUAACACACAAUGAGCGUUCUAGGUUCACGGCUAAGUGUACAGUAAAAGAAUGCGUCUGGAAAUUUCAUACAACUUCCAUUGAUGAUAGGAACGAAAUGUUUCAGGUCAGAGCUUAUAACCCUGAGCACACUUGUGGUGCUGGUGGGCGCAAUUUGAAUCAAAAAUACCCAACCAGCUUCUCGUCUAGUUUGUUUGAGGAAGAAGUUCGCAAAAAUCCUCACAAGAAGCCAUGGAAAAUUGCAGAUGAUUUUCAGACCAACUGUGGAAUUAACAUGGAGUACUAUCAAGCCUAUAAUGGUAGGGAGAAGGUUUAUGAGACCAUUUAUGGUGACGAUGUUAAGUCAUACUCGUACUUGGUAUGGUAUAUUAAUGCUAUAAGGGAAACUAACCCAGGGUACUGGUUUUGUCGUCCAAUGGUCUAUUUGGAUGCUACUUUCCUUACUGGUAGAUUCAGAGGCUGCUUGAUGGCGGCUACUGGGAUCAAUGGUGAUAAAGGAUUUUCCCCCCUUGCUAUGGGACUAUGCUAUUAUGAGAAUAUUGAAAACUGGGAGUGGUUUUUAAGGAAUCUGCAACAAGUUGUUGGUGACGGGAGGCCAAUCACCUUCCAUUCGGAUCGCCAUGACGGACUCUUGCGUGGUGUUCCUCUCUUCUAUCCAGACUCAUUACAUAGCUUCUGUUACUAUCAUUUGAAGACUAAUCUUCCUAUCAAUGGAUCAGAUCCUAGGUACACUCUUGUGCUUGACCUCUUCCAAGAAGCAAUCCAAAUAGCAGAAUCAUACAAUAGUUGGAUUAAGGUUCACAAGAAGAUGCUUGCAUUUGCUCUUCUUCAUCAGAUUAGGAUGAAAAUUAUGAGAAUAAUGGCAAAGCGUCGUGCUAUUGGUGAUGUUAUGAUGACUCCAUUAACUCCGGAGUAUGAGAAAAGGCUUGAGUCUCUACAAGAUGAAGGUUUGGCAUGGUGGCGUGUGUACGUUUUUCCUUGUGCUCAUGCUCUUGCAGCGAUACGAAAGAUUAAACAUGAAGCCAUUGAUUUCAUUUCACCGUACUUUACAAGCGACUAUUAUAAGAAGACUUAUUUGCACGCCAUCCAGCCAAUUCCCAACUACAAUAUGCCUGUUGAUAUUGACAAAGACAACACCAUCAACCCUCCAUCUGUCAUAAAGAGACAACCAGGUAUACCCCAAGGCAAAAGGAUUUCAAGCAAAGGUGAAAAGAAAGCAAAGAGGAAAGUUCAUUGCAGCAAUUGCAAGGAAGCAGGUCAUAACAGGGCAAUUUGUAAGAACCCUCCGAAGUACACACCACCCUAG
Molecule: messenger RNA, 1812 nt
Organism: Papaver somniferum (opium poppy)
Lineage: Eukaryota; Viridiplantae; Streptophyta; Magnoliopsida; Ranunculales; Papaveraceae
Exons: 7
Coding region: 1-1812 (603 amino acids)
Source: RefSeq, a predicted model, not a curated record